AUGGCUCCCUUGCCGCGUUCGGAUUCCACCAUUCCCGUGUCUCCAGGCGUGACCGAGGGCUUCAGUGAUGACAACUUCGCGCUCAGGGCUACCGUCGUGGUUUGCGCGGGAAUAUCAAUCUACAACGCGGUCGAGCUUCUGAUCCUCAUUAUCUCGACCUUUCGGCGCUAUGUGACCGUCUAUUUCUGGAGUCUAUUCGCCUCCACACUCAGUUUGAUUCCAUAUACGCUGGGGUACGCGUUCAAGUUCUUUGAAACCUUCUCGGGAAAUGGGAAAUGGGCUUCGCUCUCCUUGUUGACAAUCGGAUGGUAUGUGAUGAUCACGGGACAAAGCGUUGUCUUGUGGUCGAGAUUGCAUCUAGUUGUUGCUGGAGGCUCUGCGAGCAAGAUCUUGUUCUACACUAAGUGGAUGAUCAUCGUAGAUGCUAUCAUAUUGCAUAUCCCCACGACUGUGGUGACAUUUGGCUCCUUUGGCGAUCUCGCCACCAACAAUUUCGUCAAGGCGUACAACGUCGUGGAGAAGUUUCAGAUGACUGGCUUCUUUGUACAAGAAACAAUAUUAUCACUGGUCUACAUCAUCGCAACGGUAAAGCUUCUCCGAGAAUCUUUUAGAAAAAAGAGUCGCCAGCUCAUGUACCUGCUGGUCUGCAUCAACAUAGCUAUCAUCGCACUAGAUGUCGCUCUUCUUUCGAUUGAAUAUGCCUCGCUUUUGAUCCUGGAGACCGUGCUCAAGGGCGUGAUCUAUUCCAUUAAGCUCAAGCUCGAAUUCGCAAUUCUUGGCCGUCUUGUCAAGUUUGUCCGCAGCGACCAAAGAGAUCCCGUUGAAAACUCAUGUUCAACUCACGGCAGUUCAUCUCUUUCUCGACAGCAUCGGCAAUCACAGACGAGAUCAACAGACAUCAAUUUAGAAGAGGGACAUGCUCGGCAUCUCGAAGAAUAUGAUCAGCCUGCUCAUAAGGAUGUAUUUAGCAUGUCACGGUCCCAAGGGUCAACGGGAUCAAACCAAUUUCCUCUGAAAGAGCUUGGUCCUCUCUAG
Messenger RNA from Penicillium argentinense, 1035 nucleotides. RefSeq lists its product as uncharacterized. Lineage: Eukaryota; Fungi; Ascomycota; Eurotiomycetes; Eurotiales; Aspergillaceae. The record is from RefSeq and is a predicted model, not a curated record. The transcript is spliced from 2 exons. The coding region runs from base 1 to 1035 and encodes 344 amino acids.